This is a messenger RNA of Melozone crissalis (California towhee), 928 nucleotides long. It is a transcript of the gene LEP, whose product is annotated as leptin. Gene Ontology annotation, molecular function: hormone activity. The coding region runs from base 405 to 917 and encodes 170 amino acids. The record is from RefSeq and is a predicted model, not a curated record. NCBI's taxonomy places the organism in Eukaryota, Metazoa, Chordata, Aves, Passeriformes, Passerellidae. The transcript is spliced from 3 exons. Gene Ontology annotation, cellular component: extracellular region. Gene Ontology annotation, biological process: signal transduction.
CAGCCCCUCCCAGGAACCCCCACCCCAGGGUAUCCCCCCCCGGUCCCCUCACCCCGGGGGUCCCGGGCUGUGUCACCCCCGGGGGUCCCCAGUGUCGCCCCCUCCCCAGGGACCUGCGGGUUCGCUGUCCCGGGCCUGGCUGGCACCGAAGCCCCCAGGGGCUCUGGGCACCCCCUUGUCCCCGUCAUUGUCCCCCCAUCCCUGCUGUCCCCGAGGUGGUGGCAGUGCCCCCGGCCGUGUCCCCCGGCCCGCGGGGACACCGGGGGUGCCCCAGGGGCCCGCGGGCCCCCCCGCCCCGGCCGGUGGGCUGGUGGCACCGGCGGGGUCCCCGUGUCCCUCCGUCACCGGCACCGUCUCGUUCCAGGCUCAGCGAGGGCGUGCGAGGCUCCGAGGCCGCGGGCGGGAUGCGGGGUCCCGGCGCGUCGCUGUGCGCGCUGCUGUGCCUGGCGGUGGCGGUGCCGGUGGGCGGGGGUCGCCCCGUGCGGCUCGAGAGGGUCCGGGCGGACGCGCGGGCCCUGACCCGGACCCUGAGCACGCGCCUGCAGCAGCUCCAGCUGUUCCCGCUGACCCUGCGCAUCUCGGGCCUGGAGGGGGUCCCGGAGGGGGGGGUCCCGGACGGGGGGCCGCCCCCGGGGCUGGGCUGGGCGGCGCAGCGGCUCCAGCUGUUCCAGCGGCUGCUGGCGGCGCUGCCCGGGCCCGACGCGCGCCUGGCGCAGGUGAGCAACGACCUGGAGAACCUGCGCAGCCUGCUGGGCGUGCUGGGCGCGCUGCUGGGCUGCCCCGCGCCCCCCGCGCCCCCCGCGGCCCCCGGCCCGCACCCCGAGGCCCCGCACACGCUGGCCGGGGUGGCCCUGGCGCGGCUCCGCGGCUGCCUGGACGGCGUCGCCGCCCGCCUCGAGGGGGUCCCCGCGUGCUAGGGACCCCCGGG